AUGACGGAAGGACUAGGCGAAGAUAAAUCCGCGAUUUCUCACGAGCCUACGGCCUUUGAGCAACGGGUCCAUGAUGAAGCCCUCGAGCGAUCACGCCGAGUCGCCAAGCGCCGCAAUCCCGAUAAUGCGUUCAUGAAAGCUCUGCACAAAAUCAUCCCGUACGGCGGCAUUGUAUCAUCUUCUUUCAAUCUCGCAAGCACAACAGUUGGUGCUGGGAUUGUGGCGCUCCCCGUCGCUUUUCAGAUGUCUGGCAUCGUUAUGAGUACAAUAUACCUCAUUGUUGUUGCCAUCAUGGUUGUGUAUUCCUUCGCUCUUUUGACUAGUGUUGGGGAGCGCACUGGAUUGAGGAGUUAUGAGCAAUUGACGCGCACUCUUCUCGGUCGCGGUGCGGACUACAUGGCAGCCUUAUGUAUGUGGUCGCUAUGUUUUGGUGGUGAGGUGUCGUAUGUCAUAUCCAUUCGCGAUGCCAUCGAAACAUUUGUGAAAAGCUCCGACGCUACAUCGGAGGGCCUGAGAUCAGAAUCAUCGAUCCGGCUCUUGACGGUGGCAAUUUGGUUUUUCUUCAUGCUGCCACUCUGUUUGCCGAAGGAAAUUAACUCGCUACGAGUGCUCUCAGCAUCGGCUAUCGUGUUUGUUCUCUUCUUCGUGAUCUGCAUUAUCAUUAACAGUGGUCACUUCCUCGCAGUCAACGGCAUGCGGGACGAUAUCAUUUAUUUCCAGAGUGGAAAUGCCAGCAUCAAUGGUUUGGGUAUCUUCCUGUUUGUGUAUGUGUCCCAGGUGAAUUGUUUUGAGGUGUACGAAGAAAUGUACAAACCGUCUGUGCGACGCAUGACGGUGAGUGCGAUGGCGGGGGCACUCAUGAGCUUCUGCCUGUAUUUCCUCGCUGGUUUGUUUGGUUAUUUGCAGUUCGGUAGUGAAGUAAACAGUUCCAUCCUGAAGAUGUACAACCCACUGACCGACGUAAAGAUGGGUGUGGCGUACGUCGGUAUUAUGUUUAAGAUAUGCGUGGGAUAUGGGCUUCACAUGUUCCCUUGCCGUGACGCUGUUUACCACGUUAUUGGUAUAAGCGUGCACACCGUUGCGUGGUGGAAGAACGCCCUGUUCUGUUGUGCAAUGGCUGUGGCUUCGCUAAUCGCUGGUCUGUUCAUCCCUGACAUCCGCAUGGUGUUUGGGCUCGUGGGUGGUCUCUCAGGUGGUUUCAUUGGUUAUGUCUUCCCUUCAUUAAUGUUCAUGUAUGCUGGUGGUUUUAGUGUAGCAGGCGUGGGAUGGGGACACUACCUCGGUGCAUAUGCCCUUCUUUUUGCAGGCGUCAUUGCCAUUACAUUUGGCACCGUCACAGCGGUUUAUGACGUGAUUGUGUGA
This is a messenger RNA of Trypanosoma brucei brucei TREU927, 1362 nucleotides long. Its product is annotated as amino acid transporter, putative. The transcript has a single exon. NCBI's taxonomy places the organism in Eukaryota, Euglenozoa, Kinetoplastea, Trypanosomatida, Trypanosomatidae. The coding region runs from base 1 to 1362 and encodes 453 amino acids. Gene Ontology annotation, molecular function: amino acid transmembrane transporter activity. Gene Ontology annotation, biological process: amino acid transmembrane transport. The record is from RefSeq and is a predicted model, not a curated record.